Tachysurus fulvidraco (yellow catfish) is the source of this 498-nucleotide messenger RNA. RefSeq names its product MICOS complex subunit MIC10. The transcript has 4 exons. The record is from RefSeq and is a predicted model, not a curated record. Gene Ontology annotation, cellular component: MICOS complex; mitochondrial inner membrane; mitochondrion. The coding region runs from base 240 to 419 and encodes 59 amino acids. Lineage: Eukaryota; Metazoa; Chordata; Actinopteri; Siluriformes; Bagridae.
CAGCCCUGUCAGCGGAACUCACUUCCUCAACCGGGCUACGGGGCGGGGCAUUGACAAAAGGGGCGGAAUCAACAAAUACAAAAUAUAAAGAGAACAUCCGGGUCAUGACAAGUCAGUGCCACCGACCAAUCAGAGAGAGAAGAACAACAUGGAUGCGAGGCAUCUGUACGUCCUUCCAGAAUAAGUGUCUAAUUCUCGCGAGACUUCCCGAGAAGUGCAGAAGGUCAGAUCGCUGAAACAUGGCGGAGGAACGCGGACGGAAGUGGGACCGGUGUCUCUCCGACAGCGCUGUGAAGUUCGGGCGUACAUGGCCCAUAGCAUUUGGAGCAGGAAUGGGGAUUGGUAUGGCGUGUUCCAACUGCCAACAUGACUUCAGAUCACCGUACCUACUUCAUGGACACGUCGUUAAGGAUCAGUAGAUGAGACCUGUCCCCUCUUCUGCUGUGACUGUGUGUGUGUGAGAGAGACAGGAUCUUUAAUAAAGUCUAAAGAACUCAA